Molecule: messenger RNA, 3679 nt
Organism: Callorhinus ursinus (northern fur seal)
Lineage: Eukaryota; Metazoa; Chordata; Mammalia; Carnivora; Otariidae
Source: RefSeq, a predicted model, not a curated record
UAGGGCCUGGACACAAUGCACCCCAGCAGGCGCAGCCUCCCUUUCCCCCUGAACUGUCAGCUCGUGAGGGUUGGAACUGCUGAUUAUGGAGGUGCCUCGGAUCAGAGUGACCAGCAGCUGGACUGUGCCUUGGACUUGAUGAGGCGCCUGCCUCCACAGCAAAUCGAGAAGAACCUCAGCGACCUGAUCGACCUGGUCCCCAGUCUGUGCGAAGAUCUCCUGUCUUCUGUUGACCAGCCCCUGAAAAUCGCCAGAGACAAGGUGGUGGGAAAGGAUUACCUUUUGUGCGAUUACAACAGAGAUGGGGACUCGUACAGGUCACCAUGGAGUAACAAGUACGACCCUCCUUUGGAAGACGGGGCCAUGCCUUCUGCUCGACUGAGAAAGCUGGAGGUGGAAGCCAACAAUGCCUUUGACCAGUAUCGAGACCUGUAUUUUGAAGGUGGCGUCUCAUCUGUCUACCUCUGGGAUCUGGAUCAUGGCUUUGCUGGAGUGAUCCUCAUAAAGAAGGCUGGAGAUGGAUCAAAGAAGAUCAAGGGCUGCUGGGAUUCCAUCCACGUGGUGGAAGUGCAGGAGAAAUCCAGUGGUCGCACUGCCCAUUACAAGCUGACCUCCACUGUGAUGCUCUGGCUGCAGACCAACAAAUCUGGCUCUGGCACCAUGAACCUUGGAGGCAGCCUGACCAGACAGAUGGAGAAGGAUGAGACCGUGAGUGACUGCUCCCCGCACAUAGCCAAUAUCGGGCGCCUGGUAGAGGACAUGGAAAACAAAAUCAGAAGUACGCUGAAUGAGAUCUACUUUGGAAAAACAAAGGACAUCGUCAAUGGGCUGAGAUCUGUUGACGUAAUCCCCGACCACCCCAAGUUUCAGCAGCUGCAGAGGGAACUUUCCCAAGUGCUGACCCAGCGCCAGAUCCACAUCCAGCCUGAUAACUAAGCCGAUGCAGGUACCCUGCCUGAGAGGCGUGAGCACCCUCCCCACUAAACAGGACUCACCAACCUGCCUCCACCCCCGGACCAGCCACGGCCACGCGGCCCUUUAAACCACCACUAACCCCCGUGUGCCGGCUUACGGCUGUGGGCGGCCACGUUAACGUGUCCCCUCGGCCCCGUGUAACACAGACCCGUGUCACGUGUGUGCUCUGUGUGUCUUGCUCUCCGGGCAGGGUUGGGUGUGGGGCAGAGAGGGGGUUUGGCUCUGGCUCUGGAAGAAGCCCGGUCUGGGGAUUAACCCUGCCUCUCCAGCAGAAGCCGCUUGUCUGCACCGCUCCGAUUGGCCGCAGAGCAGGGCAGUGUGCCCGGCCUUCCUCAUGGCCCCUGCCCCUGGGCAGCCUCUCGGAGUCCACUGUCUUUGCGGCCCGGGCCUCAGACUCCCCCCGCGCCCCCCCCCCCAGCAUCCCAGCAUCCCAGAGGCCACAGAAGCCUUCUUGGUGGGAAAUGGACUGUUGGGGGCCAUGACUUUUGAAAGGGGUGUAUUGCCCCGAGCCUGAGGCUAGAGCACAGAGCAGAGGCUGAAAUUCCCCUGGCCGGGCUUGCUGCUUGGACCCACAUAACCUGCCCCUAACACGCUGCGGCCGUCCUUUAAACACCUAUGCUGACGGAAGGGAAAUAGUCUUGCUUGUUGAGCAUAGCCGAGAACCACAACUUGAGCAUGGACAGAUACAGGUGUAUGAAAGCGGUCGGCAUCCCGGGAGGGGAGGGAAACUACUUUUAAUCGAAGGCGCUUGGAGAGCCGGCAGGGCAGGGCUGCAGAGCCCAGGGCUAAGGGAUUUAUGCCCAGGCCCAGGGACUGGCCCCUGGGGGCAUGACCCUGAAGAGGCUCAGCAGGAUUUCUGGGGCGGGGUGGGGUGGGGCCAUUCACGGAACCAGGUGGCUCGGCUGCUCUGCGUUCAUGGGACUUCAGCACGUCUGUCUGGCCUCACAUUGGGACCAUCACAUUCCCAUCGCAGCGGGAGAAAACCUCCUUUUUAAGGCAUGCCACGAUAGUGCGGUUUUCUUCCCAGUCCCUCCGCUUUUUGGGGGGAGGGGGGUUCUGAAGUCUUCUAGAUCCCUGUCCCGUGGCCACCACUGGAGACUUCCCGGCAUAAACCACCACCACCACCACCCCUCCCCCGCAGCAGUGGGUAGCUGGCACUCCAGGGGUCCAGGACGUGUCCUCCUUCCCACACUGGUUUCACAUGGCUUGGCAGUGACCUUUCCAAACUCUGUCCCCUAAAUGAAUGUCUCGGUCCUUAUACCUCUUAAGUCAUUCUAAGCCCAAUCUCCCAUCUCUUACCUGAUUCUCACUCUGGUUCUAACUCUGGAACUUUCUCCCUUGUGGGGGUUGAGGGCUGGGCACAGCUGUGCUUGGCUCCUCCUUCCCAGAAGAGCCAGCACCCAUGCAGGGCGGGCAGCCUCCCGCCGGGAGCUUUUCCGGAAGCAUGUGGUGGACUGGCAAAGAAUGGAAGCCAAGGGCCACCAGGGCAGGUGUUCAGAAAUGUUCAACCAGAAAGGAUGGCACUUGGGAGAGUUUCUAGUGGCUCAGGGAUGGUCUUGCCUGCACCCUCCUCAGAGCGUUGGGAGGCCACUUCCCAUGAGGUUUCUGGGAUGCAGAACUCAACUUGGGAUGUUCUUCUUCUCCGAGGUACUGCCUCAUGUUACUUUACCCAUUUGGGGAAGUUGAGGAUUAUGUUUUGGCUCCUCCUCACCAUCCUUCUUCAUGGCUGAUGCACGUGGAGCUGGGGAUUCCCAUGGGGCCUGGUGUCCACAGCUUUCCUGCCGGGCAGCCCUCACCCCUUCUGUCCUCUGCUUCAGAACUGUUGGAAAGUUAAUGAGUAGUUUGAUAAGUCCUUGAUUGGUCGACAUAAUGGUCAGUUUGACAGAGUGACCGUUCCGGCCAUUGUCGGGGCAUUUCCCUGAGCCUCCGUGUCCUCGUCUGUGAACUGGGGACACCGGUAGGACCCCCUCUGGGAUGCUGAGAGAGGGAGAGGAGAAGUGUGUGGGAAGCACUUUGUAAGCCGUCCGGCCUCUGCGGAGCUCGGUGGCUCGCCGUGGUGAGGGGCGUUAAUACCCGUGCCCAAGUGCACACACGGCAGCGUGUCCCCACAGACCCAGGAUUUGACCCAGCAGGGACCCAGGGCCUCUUAUCUCGGUCCCAUACUGCCUCUUGAAAUCCAGGCCGAGGGAUUUCCUCGGCCAAGUUCACGGCUGAUGGUGUCGCAUGCAGAAGGGUCAAAGCGCCUGCCCUUCAGGCGCUGCCCUGGACGUGAACCCAGCCUGCUCAGCUGUCCAGAGGGUCUUAAACGUUCACGGAGUGGAGUCCCUCUGCACCCUGCACUUGGGGGGUGAGCGGCGGGCCGCCUCUGCUGGGCAGGGGUGUAGUGAGGGGGAAGUCCAGGAGCCACCUUCUGCUUCAGGCCCCAGAGUGGAUUAGGAUUCUGUUGGCUCCAACCAGGCAGCACCCCACCCCCACCCCCACCCCCGUGCAGAGGUGAGCACCUGCCCAGGUGGGCUGUGCGCCUCCCCUGUGGUUCCUGGUGAGGGGCCGAGGGUGUGGGUCUCGGGCGCUGCGGCCCUCGGCGCUGCUCGUGGGGGUGCCCAGUCCGGGACCCAGGGAGCCAGCGGGACCCAGCCCUGCGGCGCCCUGGCCCUCGCCGCCGCAGCCCCCCCUCCCAUGACACAGACUCAUCGACUCCUUUCCU